AUGAUUGAAAUUAAAAUUAUUAAAGAAAUUAUUAAUUUUUUAAAUAGAAUAAUAUUAUAUUUAUAUAAAAUUGCCGAAGCUUCUGCUAAAAUUGAAGUAAUUUUAAAACAAAAAGAUGAUGAAUUACGAAAUCAAAAAAAACUUUAUGAUGAUUUAUUAAAGACAUUAAAUGAUAUUGGUCCUAUUGUUGAAAAAGCAGUUAGAGAAGCAUUACAAAACUUGAAUAUUGAUAAUGAUUUAAAAGAAAUUAAUGAGGCUCUUAAAAAAAUUGAUAAUAAAGAUUUGAAAAAACUUAUUAAUGAAAAAACAGAAGAAAUUAAAGCAAAAUUAGAUGAUUUUCAGAUACUAACUCCUAUUGAAGCUGAUGAUAUUGCAAGUACUUUAGAACAACUUGCCAAUGAAUAUCAAUCUAAUCUUGAUACAACAGGAAAUAGAAGUAAUCCAUAA
Cetraspora pellucida is the source of this 447-nucleotide messenger RNA. The record is from the annotation of a GenBank genome assembly. Lineage: Eukaryota; Fungi; Glomeromycota; Glomeromycetes; Diversisporales; Gigasporaceae.